AGCGCGAGAGCGAGUGAGCUGCUGAGAGAGUUUACCCCGAUGAGGCGGUGAGAGGCCCGGGGCCUACCUCAGCGGAGCGGGCUCGCGGCGCCAGCUAGCAGCGGGCCCCCUCCCGGUCCCCGGGCCCGGCGGCUGCUUGGUUGUGAGGAGGCGGGGAAGCGAGUGUCCGGCCCCAGCCAUGGAGGGUAUGGACGUGGACCUGGACCCCGAGCUGAUGCAGAAGUUUAGCUGCCUGGGCACCACGGACAAGGACGUGCUCAUCUCCGAGUUUCAGCGAUUGCUCGGCUUCCAGCUCAACCCGGCCGGCUGCGCCUUCUUCCUGGACAUGACCAACUGGAACCUACAAGCAGCAAUUGGCGCCUAUUAUGACUUUGAGAGCCCAAACAUCAGUGUACCCUCCAUGUCCUUUGUUGAAGACGUCACCAUAGGAGAAGGGGAGUCAAUACCUCCUGACACCCAGUUUAUAAAAACGUGGCGGAUCCAGAAUUCUGGGGCAGAGGCCUGGCCUCCAGGGGUUUGUCUUAAAUAUGUCGGGGGAGACCAGUUUGGACAUGUGAACAUGGUGAUGGUGAGAUCGCUAGAGCCCCAAGAGAUUGCAGAUGUCAGCGUCCAGAUGUGCAGCCCCAGCAGAGCAGGAAUGUAUCAGGGACAGUGGCGGAUGUGCACUGCUACAGGACUCUACUAUGGAGGGGCUCCACGGGCCUUACCCCUUCGGCCAGUCUUAAACGGGUGUCAGCAAGAAGAAAAACUAACAAAAGACAGAAGGCUUGACUCUGGGGGGGGAGGGCAAGGGGUUCCUCUGGAUUGCAGACCACAUCGCACGGACCCCUGGCUCUGACCCCCGUCCUGGAAGAAGAGGAAGACGCAGAAAAGACUAGUUUUGAGUAAACUAAGUGUGCAUGUGUGAGUGCCGAGUCGCAGGAGUGGUGUUGAGGCUACCAGGAAGAGAUCCAUGCAGCCACUUUGGGCUUUGUUUGUUAGGUGUCAGUCUAACAAGUCACUAGGUUGCUCGGGAAGGAAAAGAAAAAAAUGUUUAAAUGGGGGAAAAAAGCCAUCUUUUUAAACAAAAAUUAUUUUGCCU
Messenger RNA from Dama dama (fallow deer), 1081 nucleotides. Its product is annotated as protein ILRUN-like. Lineage: Eukaryota; Metazoa; Chordata; Mammalia; Artiodactyla; Cervidae. The transcript has a single exon. Gene Ontology annotation, cellular component: phagophore assembly site. Gene Ontology annotation, biological process: macroautophagy. The record is from RefSeq and is a predicted model, not a curated record. The coding region runs from base 179 to 838 and encodes 219 amino acids. Gene Ontology annotation, molecular function: ubiquitin binding.